GAAGGCAGGGCGGUGGGAGGGUGAUGGAGAGGCGCGCGGGGCGGGUGGAAACGCGUGCUCGCCCCGCACCUCCGCAUCCGCGAGGGGAGGCUCCUGCCCCGCGCCGCAGCCAGUCCCCGCGCGCUCGCCCCCGCGCCUCCCUCCCGCGCCCCCGCUCCUCCGGCCGCCCCCGCGCCCCCCGCCGCCUCCUCCGCCCGUGGACCGCUGCGCGCUGCUGCCCCGGGGGGCUGGCGUUUCCACCUGUCACCGCGCCGCCGCCGCCGCCGCCCAAGUUUUCAGGGAACUUACCUGGCGCGUCGUGUGCCUCAGGCUCUUCCCCAUGGCCGCCGCCCCCUCCUCCCGCCAGCUCCCCGGGCCCCCCGCGCCCCCCGCCCAGCCCUGCGGCCGCCGGGCCCGAUGAACGCCAGCAGCGGGGACUCGGGGGGUGGGAGCCCCGCGCGCAGCCGCCCGCACCCCGAGCGCUCCUGCUUCCGAGCAGCCACGCAGCGUCCGUCCGGGGCAGGAGCAUUGCGGAUGCGGCGCGGGGCCGGCGCGGGGCUCCGGGCGCUCUCGGGGGUCGUGAGCGCCGCGCCCCGCGCCCCCGCACGCCCCCCACCCGCCCGCGCGCCCCGCCGGGGCCAUGCAGUCUCUCAUGUCGCCGGUGACCAAGGCGAUCCUGGUGGCCCUGUUCAGCUUCGCCAUCCUCCUCAUCCUCUACGUGAUUCUCUGGUACAUCUGCCGCGAUGUGGACUGCGACCACGGCAUCUGAGCGCCGCCGGACCCCCGGGCCGCCACGCGGGGGGCGUCCGCGGCGGGAGGGCCCUGGGGACUGAGCGGUCCCGCGGUGCCCCCAGCUUGGCGCUGGAGACCCCCGCCCCGGGCCCCGCCGCCGGCCCUGCACCGCCUCCUGGCCUUGACCUUCAGCGACGCGCCGGGGAGAGCGGCCUUCCAAACUUAAGGGGAAGGUCCCCCACGCGGCAGAGAGGGCCUCCUGGAAACUUCAGCUUCUGUGCAAGAAGACUGGAGGGAAGUGGGCAAAUUUGAGUCGUAUGGAAGCCUGAGAUGGAGCAAAGCUUAAGAACAUGUAGACAGUCCCCUAAGGCGCUGGAGAACGCUGGCGGCUGUGGAGUCAUGUGUUUGCAUGCAUGACAGGUGCCAGCCAGGGAGCUGUGGGCACAUCACCCUGGGAAGCCAGCACCCACAGGCUAGGACUGCAGCGUGCAGGGAGGAUCUCUGAAGGUCACUGCUCCGCCCUGCUCUGAAGACUGUCCACCAGCAUGUCAACGCAGCUUCCCUGCGGGGGUUGAAGGGUGGGAGGACUGUCAGUCAGGAUUAAGGCCAUCUCCCCCGCCCAUCACUCCUUCUCCUUCUGCCAAGCCAUCACCAGGCAGCCGGGACUCAUGGGCAGUGUCACCUCCGGGGCCAUGCUGGCAUCUGUAACCUCCAUCCACCCUCGAGGUCCCAUCCAGCCAGCUCUGCCCACCUGCCUGGCCCAGUCUGUUGUGAAGUUUCACGCUCCUUCCUCUUGUGCAGAGUCGGAAUUCACGGGGGUCACCAUGCCCACAGGUACCCCAGUAGAAGUGUUGACUCUUAUUACUGGCUAGACCCAACCAGAGGACAAACCAGCUUCAGAGAAUGCCAUCGUUAAAGUAGGUGCCACUGGGGGGUUUCCGCACUUAACUCUCCGAUGCUGUCCCCGCCAUCAACCUGAUACAGACUUCGUCCCCUGCGAGAUCACUUCCUCUCAAGUGCAGACCAGAUCCCCCGGGAAGAGACUCCUCGUCCUUAUUGUUGCCAAGUGACCCCGAAUAUUCCUCUCCUGCCUGUUGCAGAAAAGGAAAAGUCACGUUCUGGAAGAACAGCAUUGCCAAAUACAAACGAGAGACUCUGCACCUAGAACAAGAGUCCCGGAAAUUUCUGGAAGCAAAUCUCUCACUUGUGACCAUCAGAUUCCACCUGAUGCCUAAUGCACCUUCUCAAAUCUCAUUACGUGUGACAGCCGCAACGCCCGGUCCAGUGGCCACAAAGGACUCUCCGCUGUGUUUCUUCUGCUUCCUUUAACUCACGAGAGUGAAGAGAUGAGGACGAAGGCGGGCCGAACACUGGUCUCUCUGAAUGCCCUGGACCGACAGCAGCCCUGGUCACCCACUCACCAUCCUGUCCAUAUGCACCCUGGUGAGCAUUUUCUAGAAGCUCCCAUCGUUCCGUGUUUGUAGGUGUGAUGUGUGCCACCUCCGAGGCUGUCGUAGCUUCCACCUCCUCUGUCUGCAGAGAGGCCACAAAGACAGAGCUGAGAAAUUAUGGCUAUCCCAGAAAAUAAAAUAUUUUUUGAAACCACA
Molecule: messenger RNA, 2318 nt
Organism: Callithrix jacchus (white-tufted-ear marmoset)
Lineage: Eukaryota; Metazoa; Chordata; Mammalia; Primates; Cebidae
Source: RefSeq, a predicted model, not a curated record